Branchiostoma floridae (Florida lancelet) is the source of this 2989-nucleotide messenger RNA. Its product is annotated as 3 beta-hydroxysteroid dehydrogenase/Delta 5-->4-isomerase-like. Lineage: Eukaryota; Metazoa; Chordata; Leptocardii; Amphioxiformes; Branchiostomatidae. Bases 552 to 1664 code for a protein of 370 amino acids. Gene Ontology annotation, molecular function: 3-beta-hydroxy-Delta5-steroid dehydrogenase (NAD+) activity. The transcript is spliced from 5 exons. Gene Ontology annotation, biological process: steroid biosynthetic process. The record is from RefSeq and is a predicted model, not a curated record.
UAUAUCGUACCAUGUUUUCGUUCCCAAAACUGCCCGGCCGGUCCCUUUGUGGAAAUGUGACGUCAGCCUUAACUGAGCUUACCUAGGCAAAGUUCACCUUCACCUUCUAUACUGAAGGUGAAGGCGAAGGUUCGUGAUUAAUCAAGGUUCGUUUGACAUGUAUUGAGCUCCCAGAAACGAACUUGCAUUGAAGUAUCAAUGGUCAUAGAAUUACAAGAUUUUAACGACGUUAAAGAUUAACCCGAUGUGACGAUAUCCCGCCAGAGGUGACGGUCUUUCAGAUGAACUUGUGUCGGCGAUCAUAGAAUUACGGCAUUCAUACACUGGCACUUCUCCUGAUUUAUUAUGCAUUUAUGAUGUUUGUUGAUGUACUCAAGCUCCCAGUUGCAGGUCGUAUUUGCUCGGUUUAAUGUGCAACUGGCUGGCAAACAUUAUUAUCUUUAUCUACGUGCAAAGACGCGCCGCGCGCGUUUCACGAAGACAGUGCGGGUCCCAUCGGCUUCAGUACUCUUCUUUUCUCCAACGACUGUUCUGGAGAGCUUCUGGCAGACAUGGCCGGGCGGGUGGUCGUGCUGACCGGAGGCUGUGGUUACGUCGGCAGCCGCAUGGUGGCGAAGAUGGCAGGAGAAGAGACAGGUGUGCGCGAGCUCCGAGUGGUGGACGUCAACACCAGGGGCUAUCGGGCACCUGAACCUACAAACGGGCUGAAGAUACAGGUGAUGCAGGGGGACAUUCAGGACGAGGCCCGGAUGCUGGAGGUCUGCCGGGGGGCCGACGUCGUCAUCCACACCGCGGCGCUGCUGGACUUCAUGGGGAAGUUUCCCGACCAGGUCACGUGGGACGUCAACGUCAAGGGUACGGAGGUGAUGCUGAGGAGUUGUCUGGCGGCGGACGUGCCCUUCUUCAUCAACGUCAGCAGCGUCGAGGCAUUCGGGCCGAACCGGCGGGGAGACCCGGUGACGGAGGGGGACGAGGACACGCCCUACGACAGCUCCACCCACUCCUUCUUCUACGCCACCACCAAGGCAGAGGCAGAGGCCAGGGUGCUGCGGCACGACGGCAGGAAGACAGCCGGGGGCAAGACGCUCCGCACCUGCUCGCUCCGGCCCAUGGGCAUGUACGGAGAGGGGCUGAUGAACCUUUUCGUGGACAUCGAGAGGGCGAUCGCAAACAAGCAGUCCACCUACGCCAUCGCCAAUGACAAGACCCAACGAUGCACCUUCGUGUACCUAGACAACUUCCUCCACGCGCUCCGACUCACCCUGGACAAAAUCGUCACCGCCCCGGACAUCGUCGGCGGGCAGGUCUACUUCAUAAGCGACGACACGCCCAUCAACAAUUACGUGGACCACCGUAAGAACUUUCUGAUGGCGAUAGGUUUCACUCCGGAAGAGAAGCCGUUCUUACCGAUCCGUGUGCUGUAUGCGCUCGGGCUAGUGUUCGAGUUUAUCCGGUGGGUCCUCUCCCCUGUCUAUAACUUCCAGCCGCCCUGGACCUCCGGCCUCAUCCUGGUGUCCAACACCACCAUGUGUCUGAGGUACGACAAGGCCACAAGGCAUCUCGGGUACAAGCCCGUGGUACCAUGGGAAGAGGCCAAGAGGCGCACGGUGGAGUGGAUCGUGGCAUACUGGGCAUCACGACAGGGUGGUGUGGCUGGAGAAUAGGGAUGGUGACCCCUUAGGAGUUUGAUCUUUAAUUUUUCAAUGUUUUGAUUUUUUGAAGUGAAUCAUGUGAAAAUAUGGACUUUUUUCAAAACUCUGUAAUGAAUUAGUAUCUUUUUUCAUAUAUUUCAAUUUUUUAAUGAAUGAGGAAGAAAAAUGCCAGUAUACAUGGUGGUGCAUUGUUGCUUACAACUUCUUUGCUGUGGUUGUGUCAUCAUCUCUGUUCUAGUUCUAGUUCUAGACCAUAGUCUGCAAACUUCCUUUAGGAAUGAAUAUCACGCAGACGGAGGAGGCGCAGCGUCUGGACUGUGUGAGAUGACAGCAACCUGCUCUGUACAGUGAAAAGGAAUCACAGGCUACGAUAACGUUUUACAACAUGAUACAUUUAGUAAUCUCCGAGCAGACCUACUGACCACACAACAGUAUCCAUGGAUCUAAAAAAUAUCCACCCUCACCACUAGAUCAGCUUGGAGAUUAUCCCAUCAUAAAACAUAUUCAUUGUCUUUAAUAGGUACACAACAAUGCUACAUGUAUUUAGGUAUUAUAAAACUGAAGUAUCCGACUAUGUUACACUUUCGUUGUCUUGUUUAUAGUAGCAUCGUCUCCUCUUUGUAGUCGGUGGUGAUCUUCAACAGUUGAAUUGAAAUCCAGUAACCCCAGGUGUGAUUGCUAUGAUAAAGCUUAGGUUUCCUUGACAAACCAUAAUGGAAGGAUCAAGCGGACGUCUUACAAGGAUGACCGUUAUGUCACAUUCCGUCUGAAAGCCGUUGUGUUACGGUUUCAACACUAAAGUUAAGGUAGACUUGUUUGAGCCGGAGUCAGACUCUUCACUUGCAUUGUUGAGUCGUGAAAGCUAUUGUCAAAUAUGGCCAAUGAAGUGUGAUUGGCGUACAUUGCAGCAAACGUAAACAUAAAGCAGCUCUAACGAUAUUUGUAAUGAUUGUUUUCAAAUAACGGUAAUCCAUGUUUUGUGACGUUAUUGUUGAAUACAUGUCUUUGAUUACAGACUCUAGUUGUCUGAUUUACUUGAGUUAGAGAGGCUACCGCAAGUUAAACGUAAAUUAAGGAACCAAUGUAGUUUUGCAAGCGAAUGUUUCCAGUGUUUACGAGUUGUUAGAAAGUAGCCACACAUGAUUCUACUGCAACAAGAUAUGUGUAGGGGAAGGGGGUUGUGCUGUGUGUCUAUAUGUCUGUCUGUGUUUCCAGAUAUUUCUGAUCAGCGUAAAUUUUUAACCUCUUGAUGUUGGGAAGACGAAGGUCAUUGUCAACUUUAAGCCCCUGUUGUGUAGUACUGAGAACUCCUCUUAUUUUUUAAAUCUUUUGACUUG